GUCGCAGGACUCCUACUGCCCCCCCUUAAAGAAAGAAAGUAAAGCAUAGUAAGAGUUGAGAAGGAGGCGUGCAGUGACUGUUAGAGACAUAGGAGCUAGUAGUCUCAAACCGAAAGGGCGUAUUUUCUCAAUAAGCCCAACAUUAGUACAGGCUCACUAGAGUACACCUUUGGAUUCCGUGUGUAGUAGAUAACAGGAGAUAAAGUCAGCGGAGCGCUGCGGUGUAGCCAGUAGCAAAGUUUUUUUUUUUUUUUUUUGUAUUCCCUUUUAAUCUGAACCACACAACACGUUUUAAAUGCAACGCUGUUUGAUAUAUGAGAAAACUAUGGCAGCCGAGACGAGGAACGGCGGGAGCUCACUGAACAACAAUAACUGCAAAGACCACAGCAGGAGAAAGUUACUGGUCGGAGUGGAUCUCUUCUGCUUGUUUUUAGCCGGCCUGCCUUUCUUGGUCAUUGAGACCAGCGCUGUUCAGCCUUACCGUAGAGGGUUUUACUGCGAUGAUGAGUCCAUCAAGUACCCAGCCAAAAAUGGAGACACCAUUAGCGACGGUGUGCUUAGCGCUGCUGGCAUUCUUAUCACCAUCCUCUCUAUCAUCAUUGGAGAGAGCUACAGGAUAUACUUCCUGAACGAAGGAUCCAAGUCUUUUGUAGGGAACCCCUAUAUUUCAGCUCUCUACAAGCAGGUGGGCGUGUUCAUCUUCGGCUGUGCCAUCAGCCAGUCGUUCACUGACAUUGCCAAAGUGUCGGUGGGCCGUAUGCGUCCUCACUUCCUUGAUGUGUGCAAACCUGACUUCUCCACUAUCAACUGUUCCCUGGGAUACAUCACUGACUACCAGUGUCAGGGGCCAGAGAGCAAAGUUCAAGAGGCCAGGAAGUCUUUCUUCUCAGGACAUGCAUCAUUCUCCAUGUACACCAUGCUUUACCUGGUGUUUUACCUGCAGUCUCGGUUCACUUGGCAUGGAGCUCGCCUGCUGCGCCCUCUGACCCAGUUCACCCUCAUUAUGAUGUCUUUCUACACCGGCUUGUCCCGAGUCUCUGAUCACAAGCACCACCCCACUGAUGUCCUGGCGGGUUUUGUACAGGGAGCCCUUGUGGCCUACUGCAUAGUAUUCUUUGUGUCUGAUUUGUUCAAGCCCAAAGGUAGACGUUCUACCCUACUGUCAACCCCAGUGAAGAAAGACCUUGUACCUCCAGCAGACAUCAGAGAGCGAAGCAACCAUCUCAUUAUGGCGUAGAAAAGACUGCAAACUGACUGUACAUAACCCUGACCUGUGCCAUUUAAAUCACUGCUACAGCCACUGGCCAAUACUGGAUUAAACUCCAACAAUCUGUACAAUGCAGACUAAUAUGGAAUCUUGAACAUCUCAGAGGAUGACAAGAGGCAAUGGAAAACAGUCAUGCAAGUUUUGCUUUCUCAACGGAAAUUUUCUUAUUUUUCCUCAGUCUCACCAGACAUUUUAAUGUGGAAAAGAGACAUGACCAGGGAUAUUUGUUCCUCUUCUGUUAUGAAGAUUAUUGGAGAUUCUCCUCUGUCAAGGCCUUUCCAUGGACAAAAGUCUGAAAUCAAACAAAACCAAAUCAAAAGUAAGGGCAGCUGUUAAAAAAGGUGUGUGGCUUUCUCACAUCAGCUGGAUUCAGCAGUGCUAGCUACACUAAUAUUUCUGCCACUCAUUCAGUGGGACUAAUACAAACAAAUUAUGACAAAAAACAAAUUCCUUGAUUUCAUGAAGGAUGUUUGUUUUCGUUUGGUUUUACUACAGACAUAUAGAUGUAAGCAUUUUAUGUGUGAUUUAUAGCACUAUUUUAGAUACUCUCAAUACUUUUUGUUACCACUUGAAUGACCUGAAGUGAAGCUUUUGGAAAGCUUUGUAAGACUUUUCACUUUUAUUAUGUCCAUAAUAUAGUGUGUCACAUAAAUUACAGUAUGUGGAAAGUACAGUGAGAGCAUAUGUGUUGGAUGUGGGCCUCUUUCUGCUGGGUAGGACGAGCCCCCACUGAGCCAUUUAAUGAAAUGACUGUCUGUUAUAUGUACCAGACGGGUGCUCACAAGUGUAAGGUCAGAGUGUGUGAGUGUGUGGGUCUCAUGCAUGUCCUGUGUGUCUGUGUGUGUGUGUGUUCGGGUGAGGCCUUUCUGUGAAUGUGCUGACGUGUCUUAAUGUCAUGUCUAUGUGUUUCAGUGUUUAUAGCGUACAAGUGUGCUUCUCUUCAGUUCGAGAACAGGCACCUGCUGCAACAGACACAUGUAACUCGAGAUAGAAACACUGUUGGGAAAAAGAAUCAUGUACAGUACAUGUACUUUACUGUUGCUAAUUCACAUCACUGAGGAAUCCUGUGAUAUACUGUAUGCUACACAGACGUGUGUGUGUGUGUGUAUGUAUAUAUGUACACAUAUGAAUAUAUUUAGACAGUACAGUAGUGUUUCACCAAAGCACAAGUAAGCAAGUAAAAACCUAAACAAUUUAUUAUUCCGGCACAUUUGUAACUGCUACAUAUUGUAGAAAGUCUUUUUAAAGUACACAAUAGGCCUGGCAAUGAGGCUUUGCAUUAUAAUAGACAAAAAUCAUUUGUAUAAAAACAUUUUUAUAAAAAAAGAAAAAAAUAAUAAUGAUGCUAAUAUGUUUGCAUGACAUUAGGAAUCAACUUUUUUGGCAUAAAAAUAAUAAUACUUGAAACCACUGACUGAACACAUCAUCCUAACUCAAGUUUCUGAGACAAACUUUGAUCUGACUCUGAUCUGACUUGUAGGGAAACCAAUUUUUUUCAUACAUCUUGAAAAUGUACUGCAUUUAGUGUCAGAAAAUUCUGCAUGCUAUAAUUAAUUGUACAAUACUGUAUCGUGUGUAUGUAUGGUAUCUUUGUUGAAGAAUGUCCCACUAUGACUUUGCGUCGAGACCUGUGUAAAUGUAAAACAUGCUGCUUUAAAGAGGCAGAGCUUGGCGGAUAUCAUCCAGUAAAAUUGACAACUUGUGAAUAUGAAGUUUUAUGAAAAACAAAGCUCUUAAGACACACAGCUUCAUUGUAUUUUUAUUAAAAAAAAAUACCUACCAAUAUUUUUGUAAUGUCGUGUGAAAUUUUGUACCAUGAAACUGUAAGACGUAUCAAAGAUCAGAUGUCUUUAAUAAAACGAAAAAGAUCAAGAGAA
Messenger RNA from Scatophagus argus, 3144 nucleotides. Its product is annotated as phospholipid phosphatase 3-like. Gene Ontology annotation, biological process: canonical Wnt signaling pathway; phospholipid dephosphorylation; phospholipid metabolic process. Gene Ontology annotation, molecular function: phosphatidate phosphatase activity. The record is from RefSeq and is a predicted model, not a curated record. The transcript has 6 exons. Bases 296 to 1237 code for a protein of 313 amino acids. Lineage: Eukaryota; Metazoa; Chordata; Actinopteri; Scatophagidae.